This is a messenger RNA of Dicentrarchus labrax (European seabass), 2867 nucleotides long. Its product is annotated as neuronal acetylcholine receptor subunit alpha-3-like. Gene Ontology annotation, cellular component: postsynaptic membrane; neuron projection; synapse. Bases 161 to 1855 code for a protein of 564 amino acids. Lineage: Eukaryota; Metazoa; Chordata; Actinopteri; Moronidae. The transcript has 7 exons. Gene Ontology annotation, biological process: monoatomic ion transmembrane transport; chemical synaptic transmission; nervous system process. Gene Ontology annotation, molecular function: transmembrane signaling receptor activity; acetylcholine-gated monoatomic cation-selective channel activity. The record is from RefSeq and is a predicted model, not a curated record.
GCGCACCGAUGAGUCCAACCUCUCCACGCUCCGGAGCGCAAAGAAAGAUGUUUCUCUAAUCUUGAGGCUUCACAGACGUCUGUUUAAGGUUACUGACAAGACUUCAAUCAUCAGCAUAAUCUUCUAUCCGCAGAAAGCAUCUUCAGGCGCCGAUGUAUCGAUGAAUUUCUACGGGAAACUAACAAACGUCCUCCUGCUGGUGCUCCUCGCAGCGCAAGGCUGUUUUUCAUCUAAAGGGGAGGACAGAUUAUUUCGGAGGUUGUUCAGGAGGUACAACCAGUUCAUCCGGCCAGUGGAGAAUGUAUCUGAUCCAGUCACAGUGGAGUUUGAGGUCUCCAUAUCUCAGCUAGUCAAAGUGGAUGAGGUAAAUCAGAUUAUGGAAACCAAUUUGUGGCUGAGACAUGUCUGGAACGACUACAAACUGAAAUGGGCCCCUGUUGAGUACGAUGGGAUUGAGUUCAUACGAGUUCCAUCCAAUAAAAUUUGGAGGCCAGACAUCGUUUUGUACAACAAUGCUGUAGGUGACUUCCUCGUGGAAGACAAGACCAAGGCUCUGUUGAAGUUUGAUGGCACCAUCACCUGGGUUCCACCGGCUAUUUUCAAAUCCUCCUGCCCCAUGGACAUCACCUACUUCCCCUUUGACUACCAGAACUGCUCUAUGAAGUUUGGCUCCUGGACCUACGACAAGGCCAAGAUCGACCUGGUGCUCAUUGGCUCAAAGGUGAACCUUAAAGACUUCUGGGAAAGUGGAGAGUGGGAGAUCAUCGAUGCACCAGGAUACAAGCAUGACAUCAAGUACAACUGCUGCGAGGAGAUCUACCCGGACAUCACCUACUCCUUCUACAUCCGCCGCCUGCCUCUCUUUUACACCAUCAACCUCAUCAUCCCCUGCCUCCUCAUCUCCUUCCUAACAGUGCUGGUCUUCUACCUCCCGUCUGACUGUGGCGAGAAGGUCACCCUGUGUAUCUCCGUCCUUCUCUCCCUCACUGUGUUCCUCCUGGUCAUCACUGAGACCAUCCCUUCGACGUCACUUGUCAUCCCUCUAAUCGGCGAGUACCUCCUCUUCACCAUGAUUUUUGUCACGCUCAGCAUCGUCAUCACCGUCUUUGUGUUGAAUGUCCACUAUCGCACCCCGAUGACUCACACUAUGCCAGAGUGGGUGAGGGCUGUGUUCCUUGGGGUGCUGCCCAGGGUAAUGCUGAUGAGGAGGCCUAUCGACCAGGGCUGCUCCUCCCCUGCCAGUAUUACAGGAGGGACGGGAGUAGGAGGGAGCAGUGGGGGGAACAAGAAGAGAAAGAACAGCAUAGGAGGAGGAAGUGGCUCAGGGAGCGUAAGCGUUGGGGGUAUAACUGGGGGUGUAGCGUGUCCACCACUGGAUGGUGGUGCAGGAGGAGGGGGGGCCGCCUCAGCUGGCGGCUCCAUGAACUGUGUGGAGUACGGUGAGAUGAACCGUGACAUGAACCGGGAUAUGAACAGGAGGUGCCCCUACAGAGGCAAGGAAGUACCGACUCCUGUUCCUCCUCCAAUAGUGCCACCCCCUCCUCCCCAGGCACCCCAGACCCAGGGGCCCCAGGAGUCAGAGCUGCCCAAGGUGCCGAGGCCCAUGAACGCCCCCUCACCUGUCAACGCUGUCGUUGCCUUCUCCGUGGUGUCACCAGAAAUCAAGCAGGCCAUAGAGAGCGUGAAGUACAUCGCAGAGAACAUGAGGACGCGUAACAAAGCCAAAGAGGUGGAGGAUGACUGGAAGUACGUAGCCAUGGUAAUCGACAGGAUCUUCCUGUGGGUUUUUGUGACAGUGUGUGUGCUGGGAACACUGGGACUCUUCCUCCAGCCACUCAUCAGCUUCUUUAACUAAGAUACUUGUCUUUGUCUUGUCUCUUUCUCUCCCCUUUUGUCUACUUCUGUCUGUCUCUGUACCCCGCUUGAAUUAUGUUGGGAAUUAAUCCUCCUGCAGCUCUUUCACAUCAAACACUGUGCUGUCUUCUUUCUCCUUUUCUGACUCUUUGUCUCUCUUCUUUCUGUCUCAUGCUCUUCUCUGGGACUCUCUAUCAUCUGCCAUCACGUCUAGCCCUCAGCUGUCUAUUUCCUCACAUGACUUAGCCUCAUUUCCCCAUUUCUCCUUUGCCUUGCCCUCUCAAUGUGCACACAAUCCAGUCUCCUCCUCCCCAUCACUGUUUCUUCUGACAUGAUUAUCACAUCUGCUCUCUUUCCUUUUCUCAGUUUUUCUUCUCUCCAUGUUUUGACCUGUUGUACAGCUUAUCUCUUCACACCCAUCUUGUGUUUUCGCAUUGUAUCCAUUCCUCUCUGCAUUUCUAUUCUGUGUGUCUUACUAAAAUUGGCCACUCAGUCAUUGUUAUUAUAUAGUCUAAUACAAUGUUAACAGCGUCAAGUAAUUAUAGAAGAACCCCUUAAGAUUCAAAUCACUGAGAAAGAAGAAACUGAAUACCUUUGUGUGUUUUGUUGUAGCACUUUGUCACUGUAAGCCAGUGCAAUAAAGACAAUACACUUGCCCCCCUUUAAUUUAUAAUUAAGUUAAAUUCUUCAGUAUUUUCUGACAACUGGUGAUGAUAUGUAUGAUGUAGUGAUGUAAAGGUAUUUUGAUGGCUGCCACUUUCUCUUCAAUCUUCUGUGUUUUCCUGUACAUACAUUUGUAAAAUAUAAGUGAGUUAUGCAUGGCUUCUGAGAAGGACACUGGCUCUGGCUGUACACACAUGAUGUUUUUUCCACGUGUUCACACUAGUAUUAUGCAUUGCACAUGAAAUCACAACUUCACUGCCAACUUACAAUGUAAAUGUAUGUCUUUGAAUUGCACAAUGUAGAUUAAAAACUCAAAUCAUUUCUAAAAAUAAAGAAAGUCCUGUAUUUAA